AGUGCUGUUUGCGUGUGUCUUUAUAAAUGUAUUCAGGAGGAAGAACUUUAUCAGUGAUAGUGCGCACUCCGCAGUCGCACCGAGCGGUAGCUUUUGACACACUGAAUGCAGAAAAGGCCGACACCGGAGCACUUGAGGACAAAAUGCCCCGCUCAUAUGGAGUUUCAAACUCGUCUAAACGCUCGUUUGGAGACGGUGCCGGUAAGAAGAAAGCACAGUGUUCAACUGACUGCAAGGUGGAUACACUCAAAAAGCGUGUCCCUGUGAUCUCCUGGUUGCCACGUUAUCCGCUCAAGAACAUCGUUCCUGAUCUAAUUGCCGGUUUCACCGUUGGCCUCACGCUGAUUCCACAGUCCAUGGGCUAUGCUGUUCUUGCUGGGCUCGAGCCACAGUAUGGGCUGUAUUCUGCAUUUCUUGGCAGUUUUGUGUAUAUUAUUUUUGGCACCGUUAAAGAGGUGAACAUGGGUCCUGCGGCUCUCUUGGCGUUGCUCACAUUCAACUACACUCACCACCUGGGGCCACAGUUUGCAGUUCUCUUAUGCUUUGUAGCAGGAUGCGUGGAGCUUCUCUUCGGGAUUUUGCACUUAGGAUUCUUGGUAAAUUUCAUUUCUGCACCCGUGGUGUCUGGAUUUACUUCUGCGGCGGCUUUUAUGGUAGCCAGUGCUCAAGUCAAAGGUCUGCUUGGCUUGAAAUUUGAUGCUGAUUCGUUCGCCAGCAUUUGGACAGCCGUAUUCAACCACAUCCACGAAACGAAGCUCUGGGACGCAGUGUUGGGUGGUUGUUGCUGUGUGUUCUUGCUAACUUUAAGAUUCUUUAAAGAUAGUUUCAAAGUGGAGGAAGGGCGAACUCCAACAUGCUGCCAAAGGUUCAUAAGAAGUUCAGUCUGGUUUUUGUGCACAUCUCGGAAUGCCCUGAUAGUUUUGAUUUCCAUGGGAAUCGCUUAUUAUUUCCACUACAACUACGAAGAAGUAGUACCAUUCAUGUUGACAGGCAAGGUGGAGCCAGGUCUUCCACCGUUUGCGUUUCCUGCUUUCUCCACCGAAGUGAACAAUCGGACCUUAAAUAUUUUUGAGAUGGUUGGUGAGCUUAAAUCCGGAGUGAUUGUGGUACCUGUCGUGGCGAUCAUCGCUAACGUUGCAAUUGGAAAAGCAUUUGCAAGUGGGCAGAUUCUGGACGCGACGCAAGAGAUGGUUGCUUUGGGACUGUGCAACAUUGCCGGAUCCAUUGUUGGUUCCAUGCCAGCCAUGGGGUCAUUCUCGCGGAGUGCGGUAAGCAACGCGAGCGGAGUUCGAAGUCCCUUGGCCGGCCUUUACACAGGUGUGAUGGUGAUUCUCUCGCUCAGCCUGCUCACCCCCUACUUCUACUUCAUCCCCAGAGCCACACUCGCCGCAGUCAUUAUGUGUGCGGUCAUUUUUAUGGUCGAGGUCGACAAAAUUGCACCUAUGUGGAGGAACAACAAAAAGGAUUUGCUCUCAUCUUUGGCCGCUUUCGCUGCUUGCCUUGCUCUGGGAAUGGAAAUGGGCCUUGUCAUUGGGGCCGCUGUAGACAUUUCUUUCCUACUGUAUUUCAGCGCUACGCCCAAAGUGAAUGUGGACACUAUAUCGAGCGCGUGUGGGCCCGAGUACAUAUUGGCAACUCCAACGCAGGGAUUGCUGUUCCCAGCGGCUGACUUUGUGCGAACGCAAAUCCAAUCUAGCCUGGCCGACAUUGAUGAAAACAACCACUUGCCAGUCGUGAUCGACUGUAGGAACAUUCAAAAACUCGAUUGCACGGCGGCGCAGAGUUUGGAAGCUGUCGCUCGCGACUGCAACAAGCAGGAGCGACUUGUCGUAUUCUGCGGCAUGAAGAAGAGCGUGCUGUCAAUGAUGAUGGGAAUCUGCAAGGAGAGGAUCAAGCACGCAUCUUCGGAGAGUGAGUUGACAUCGCUGCUGAGAGGAGGAAACUUUAAGUCUAUGAGGGAAACUGCACUACUUUUGAGAUGAUUUUCUGCACCUUUGUCGGAGAUAUUAUAUCGCACGUGAAGAUAUAGCACAGAUCUGAGGGCACAAUUCACGCAUCACAAAAUAUCCAAUAUUCAGCCACACAAAAACUUUGAAUCAUUUUUUGCAUGCACGCUUUCGAAAAAUGUAGCUUUAACAAGUGCACACGGUGGCGGAAGGAGCAUAUAUGUCAGUUGAGAGAAGAUUGCAUAGAUGGCAGGGGAAUUAGCUUCACUCUCCUCCACAAUUCAGUCCAUAUUAUAUUCCUUCCAAGGCUCUGAUGUUUGGCUCGAAAACUAAUUUCAAACCGAAACUCCCAAGUCCUUGCAGAUGCGCCGAUCGAUAGUUAUUGAAAAAUUAGAAGAGUAAAAUCCCUACAAAAAAGCGAAAUUUUCCAGUUCUGUUCAUUUUAGAGGGUAAAACUUAAAACGCCUGUAUAUUUAUGUGUCAUUUUCCUUCAUGAAUGAAUUAUGUUGCAAUAAAAUUAUGACAAACUAUUACAAACUUAAAAAAAGAUUUUUCCAUCUAAAAUUAUGGGUACACAGUAAAUGAAAGCUAAAAUUAUGCCCAACAAAACUAUAAAAUAAUAUUAUAACAAAAUGAAACUUUUUGAAAUUAUUGGCAAACUAAAACACAUAUUAUUGCAUGCUUGUUGUAAUAAACGACUGUCAAAGUUGGAUAAUCUUUGCAGGUCUAGUAGAA
Molecule: messenger RNA, 2681 nt
Organism: Cloeon dipterum
Lineage: Eukaryota; Metazoa; Arthropoda; Insecta; Ephemeroptera; Baetidae
Product: sodium-independent sulfate anion transporter-like
Exons: 12
Coding region: 27-1982 (651 amino acids)
Biological process (GO): transmembrane transport
Cellular component (GO): plasma membrane
Molecular function (GO): secondary active sulfate transmembrane transporter activity
Source: RefSeq, a predicted model, not a curated record